Messenger RNA from Mycena indigotica, 558 nucleotides. RefSeq lists its product as uncharacterized. The transcript has 6 exons. Lineage: Eukaryota; Fungi; Basidiomycota; Agaricomycetes; Agaricales; Mycenaceae. The record is from RefSeq and is a predicted model, not a curated record. The coding region runs from base 1 to 558 and encodes 185 amino acids.
AUGCCUAAACGGAAAACUUCCUCGUCGCCACAGGCAAAUGCGCCAGCAGCGCCGCUUAUCUCUGAAGAAGAGCAAUGGAGGCUCAUAAAUCAGUCUGGGAUCCUCAAGAAGGUCAACUUGCAAGCACCGGAAGCGGAAAUGAGUCUCGGCGAGGAAAUAUUCAAUACGUCCCUUAUAGUUAUACCUGUCUGCUCUCUACUCGUGCUGAUGGACAUUUUAACAUACCAUCAAUAUGGGCAAGGAGUGAACUUGAAGACUGUCCUGGACAGAUUAAUCCAAGGAAUACCUAUCCUCUCUCUCUUCAUUUUCUACUCGAAUCGACACAAGCGGGACUUCAGAAUGCAGCUUCUCCUGUUCAUCCUUGGAACUGCCUCCGGCUCUCGAAUGCUCUAUAUUCUCAAGCGCAGCUCGUAUCUGGUCAACAUGAAACAAACACCACCCUUGAUCACUCUGUGGAUCUACACUGUCGUGCAACUCGAUUUGGGCUUUGCAGUCUCGAAUCUAUUAGCAGUUGCAGGGUUUUGUUGGUGGAAAGGGCUAGAUGUAUUUGGAAGCUAA